CCUGCUCCUCUUUGUGUAGAAAGAGUACCCGCCAAUUGAGACAGAUCUUUUCCUCUCAUUGUCUGGUCCUUUCAGGCUUUUUAAACAAAAAGAAACCCCCGAGCUGUUGGUAGAACUUUCUGAUUUUUUUUUUUUUUUUACAGACCAAUGGCGGCGUCAGUCUGAGUGGUGUGGGGUCUAUGGAUAUCCUCUGGGGACCGGAAGGAAAGCUCUUCGCCCUGGAUGCAACAUCAACACUGAGCGCCUGCGAUGGCAGAUGAUGAUUCAUCCAGGAGGCCAUGUCAGGCAGCCCAGAGAACAUCCCCCUGGGAGAGUGCACCCUCUCCCAGUCCAGGGACCAGCUGACACCGCCAAGCUGCACAGAGAGCACCGUGUUCAGCCUGUCCCACAGCGAGUCCAUCUGGACCACAGAGACCACUCGCAGUAAGUGUGAAGAAUUCUGGUUUGCCAUCCACCUCAUGUCCACCGGGGGCAGCUUCCUGGCAUGUGGCAUCAUCAUCAGCGGUCUGUACUUCGCCGGCCACUGCAGGAAGGUGACCAACAUCCUGGGACCAGCCUUGCUGUCCAUUGGGCUGAUGGUUUUUGUGGUGGGCGUGGUCCUGAUCCCCAUCACCAAGGAGAACAGGAAGCAGUCAAACAUGAAAAAGCCUUUCACUUACAGGCCUCCCCAAGUGUUCAACCUGUGAUGAAUUGGGGGUUGGUAUCUUGUCACAAAACUUCAUAUUUGGAAGUCACUCAAAACAAGAAACUUUAAGAGCACACUGGAGUGAACCUUUUCAGCAUGGGAGCCUCUGUGGAAGCUAGUUAUUAAAAGGCUCUGCGUGGUGACAUUUAUGUUUAUUUCUCCAGGACUGACAAAACUAAGCGCUUAUCUCGCUCUCAAGUGUGCAUGACAACAUUUGCAUUAAUAACCAUGGCUGUGGAGAAAGAAGGUGAGAGCACAAGGACAACAAUGUGCCGCAUGAAAUGCAAUUAUUCACACUUUCACACACAGUUUAGUGAGAAGGAUACAAGAAAGCGAGCUGUCUUUAUGAAUAUUCAUGAGGGAAAAGUGGACAAGGGGGAUUUCCUAAUGCUGUGUGGUACAGUAUAUACCAAUUCAUGAAUAAUUAAAGGUUGUGAGAGCUUAUAAUUGUCAGUUCCCGGUUUACUGUGUCUUGUAUCCACUGAAGUCCUUAUUGUGAGCCUGAGUCACUAGGAAGGAGACUUUGACUCUGCGUGCAUUCAUCCUCAAAUAUAUGUAAAGGACAAACAUUUGACUACUGUGACCUAAAAGCACAUUUUCAUAGGAUUUAAAUAUUACGUGACAUGAAAUUUUAAUUAACCCCUUCAGACUCAGUGUCCAUCAUAAUGAAUAUUAAAUAUUCAUCGCCAUUGGAAUUGCACUUAAAAUUAGACCUUGCCCUUACAACUGAGUAGAUUGUAUUUAAAGCAGCUACUAUCAAUAUUGAAUGACUGACGUGAUUACUUG
Messenger RNA from Epinephelus moara (kelp grouper), 1471 nucleotides. Its product is annotated as phosphoinositide-interacting protein-like. Gene Ontology annotation, molecular function: transmembrane transporter binding; phosphatidylinositol bisphosphate binding. Bases 279 to 686 code for a protein of 135 amino acids. Lineage: Eukaryota; Metazoa; Chordata; Actinopteri; Perciformes; Serranidae. Gene Ontology annotation, biological process: positive regulation of cation channel activity; phosphatidylinositol-mediated signaling. The record is from RefSeq and is a predicted model, not a curated record. The transcript has 2 exons.